UUGCUCACUUCCCUGCAUUCGACAUCUGAGAACUCUCCAAAGCCGAUUCCCCUUCCCAUCUCUUCUUCCCAUACUCUCCCAUCGCCAACUUUUCUUAGCUUUGAAUCCUCUCAAAGCGAGUAGAUUUCCUGUUUCCCUCCCUUCGCUUUUGCUUUGCCUUCUCCUCUGCAAGGAGUAAAGAUGAUCCAAGGAUUGCUAGGUGGAAGCAUGGAGGAGAGGAAGCUAUCUCAUGCUGGAGGCCUUCUGAUCCACCCCUCCUCCUCGGUCUCUCCCGCCUCUUCCGUAUCCUCUCAGUCGCAGUCGUCGUCGACGUCGUCGCUGUCGUCGGCCACUGCCGAGAAGCAGCAGCAGCAGCAGCAGAACCUCCGGUGCCCGCGGUGCGACUCCACCAACACCAAGUUCUGCUACUACAACAACUACAACCUCACCCAGCCGCGCCACUUCUGCAAGACCUGCCGCCGGUACUGGACCAAGGGUGGCGCCCUCCGCAACGUCCCUAUCGGCGGUGGGUGCCGCAAGACCAAGGCGGCGCCCGCCAUUGCCGCGGCCGGGGCUGGCGGUAAGUCGGCAGGCGCCACCAAGGCGAAGCCGGCGUCGUCCGACCUCCUUCUGAGGUCGGCCCUGACGGCCGGGCUGGAGACCGAGCUAUCGAGGAGCUCCAUACUGUGGGCUUCACCACAUACUUCCCACCUGAUGGACCUUUUGAGGUCCGCCACCACCAUCCAGAACCCUAACCCUAGCCUCAAUUCUACGCCCAAUCUUAACCUCAACUCCGGCAGACUCAAGGAGGAUAGGCAGUUGCUCGGCGCGCAGACGGUGGCCGAGACAGGAGGCACGCUAAACGCACACGCCCCAAGCUUGGACUCUCUGCAGGGUCAGCUCGGCUUGGGUGCUUCCCUAUGGAGGAACAGCAACAGCUACUCGCAGCAGCAGCAGCAAAACAACAACAUAGUGUUAGGUGACAUGCCGAUCUCAGAAAUCCAAGACAUGUACCGAAGGUUCAAAUCCUCCUCCAAUUACUACAAUGAGCAGUUGGAGACAGCGAUGAACAGUGUCGGCAGCUUCGAUUCUUCUUGCUCCUCGGUCACCUCCAUGAUGACCAGUGCCGGUAUGGUUACUACUUCUACGACUCCUAGCAUGAUGGACCCCAUCCCACACCCCGUUGGCGAAUUCGGCUACUGGAAUCAGGCUUUGGCGUGGUCCGAUCUACCAACUCCCAAUGGUGCAGUAUUCCACUAAGAGGACUCAGCUCCUAGCAUUUGUGUUUAGGCUUUUGGUGAUGGAGGGUUCUACUUUUUCUUGUGUUUUAGUGGGCUUAAAAUGCGUGUCUGUUUGUGCUUCGGGAUGUGUUGAUCGAUUAGGCAUUGGAUGGCAUACCGUCUUUCUUUGUC
Musa acuminata subsp. malaccensis (wild Malaysian banana) is the source of this 1391-nucleotide messenger RNA. RefSeq names its product dof zinc finger protein DOF3.7-like. NCBI's taxonomy places the organism in Eukaryota, Viridiplantae, Streptophyta, Magnoliopsida, Zingiberales, Musaceae. The record is from RefSeq and is a predicted model, not a curated record. Gene Ontology annotation, molecular function: DNA binding; DNA-binding transcription factor activity. Gene Ontology annotation, biological process: regulation of DNA-templated transcription.